Nematolebias whitei (Rio pearlfish) is the source of this 2514-nucleotide messenger RNA. RefSeq names its product suppressor of tumorigenicity 14 protein homolog. The record is from RefSeq and is a predicted model, not a curated record. NCBI's taxonomy places the organism in Eukaryota, Metazoa, Chordata, Actinopteri, Cyprinodontiformes, Rivulidae. Gene Ontology annotation, molecular function: protein binding; serine-type endopeptidase activity. The transcript is spliced from 19 exons. The coding region runs from base 1 to 2514 and encodes 837 amino acids. Gene Ontology annotation, biological process: acrosome reaction; proteolysis.
AUGAGCGGAACCAACUGGAGCCGGGACGUUCCGGACCCGCUGAACUCUGGUCAGAGGUUCAUUCCCAGCCAGGACCUGGACCAGGACGAAUUCCUGCAGGCCUCGAGCCACAAGAAUCUGGAGAAGAAACCAGGUUGCAGGAAGAGGCUUUGGAUUGGACUUGGACUGCUGCUGUCAGCCGGCGCCAUGUCUCUGCUGACCGGACUUCUGGUGUGGCACUUCCACCUGCGCAGAAACGUCAAAGUGACACGGCUCUACAUCGGCUCCAUGGGGAUCAGCGACCAGAAGUUUCUGAAAGCGUACGAAGACCCCCACAGCCCAGAGUUCCAGAGCCUGGCAGGUCAGGUGGGCCAGCAGCUGAAGCUGAUUUAUUCGGCCAACUCCGUGUUGUCCAAAUACUUGAAGAGCUCCAGCGUCCAGGCGUUCAGUGAAGGCGACUCUGGCGUUGUGGCGUAUUACCAGUCAGAGUUUGAGCUUCCCGCCCCCCAGCAGAACUCUCUGAAUGAAGCCAUUCGUUCUCUGGAGGAACCUGCAGAAACCCAGAUGGGUCGGCACGGACGGCUGCUGCUGAGACCAACCGACGCUCUGAACGUCAACGGAGUCACGUCUGGAGCUCUGGAUUCACGACUGAGCAGAACCUCGGUGUCUGAGAAGGAGCCCAUCAACGUCCACGUCCGGGAGCAGGGACAGAUCAGUUCUCCGGGGUUUCCUCAUACUUCAUAUCCUCCAAACUUCUACCAGAAGUGGAGGCUUCGGGCCGACCCGGGACACCGGGUCCGGCUCGACUUCCACACUUUGAUCCUGGAGGAGGACUGUCAGCGAGAUUUCAUCAAGAUCUACGACUCCCUGGUUCCGAUCGAGCCUCGAGCUCUGACAGAACAGUGUGGGUACCCCCGGGGCUCGCUGUCCUUCCUGUCCUCUGGGAAUGUCAUGCUGCUGACACUGCUCACCGAUGACGAGAAAAACUUCCCCGGCUUCAGGGCCGCCUACUCCCAGGUUCCUGUCCAACCUGGAGAAGAAUGUGGAGGAAGACUCACGGAAGAUGAAGGCUCCUUCUCUUCACCCUUCUUCCCAUCCAACUACCCCCCUCAGAGCCGGUGCCAGUGGAUCAUCCAGGUUUCAGAGGAAAAGUUUGUGAAGGUUCAGUUCAAGAGGUUCUCCGUGGGGAACGACAGUCAGAAAUGUGUCGGGGAUUACGUUGAGGUCGACAGUAAAAGGUUGUGUGGCGGCGACUUAAAGGACACCGUCUUCACCAGCCAGAGCAGCAAGAUGUCCAUCUGGUUUGUCUCGGACUCGUCCAUCGUCCACCAGGGCUUCACCGCCGUGUACGAAGGUUUCGUCCCGUCCAACCCUUGUCCCGGGCGGUUCCGCUGCAGGAACAACAUAUGUAUCAACGCCUCUCUGCACUGCGAUGGCUGGAACGACUGCGGGGACGACAGUGAUGAGGACAACUGCCGGUGCGAGGCGUCCCAGAUGCAGUGUAGGAACGGUCACUGCAAGCCCUGGUUCUGGCAGUGCGAUGGCGUGGACGACUGCGGGGACAACACAGAUGAAGACAAGUGUGGAACGUGUGCAGCUGCAGAGUUCUCCUGCAGGAACGGGCGCUGCGUCUCAGAGCAGUUGACGUGUGACGGACACGACGACUGCGGGGACGGGUCGGACGAGUCCAAGUGUCCAAAAUCUCUGCUGCUGAGCUGCUCCAAGUUCACGUUCCGCUGCAGCGACGGACGCUGCGUCAGCAAACAGAACCCCGAGUGUGAUGGAGAGCCGGACUGCAGGGACGGUUCUGAUGAGUCCAAUUGCCGGUGUGGCACGCCUCCGUUCCGCAGCUCUCGGAUCGUUGGCGGUCAGGUGUCGCGGGAGGGGGAGUGGCCUUGGCAGGUGAGCCUCCACAUCAAAGGGCAGGGACACACCUGCGGGGCGUCGGUUCUGAACGAACGCUGGCUGCUGACCGCCGCCCACUGUGUCCAGGACGACAAAAACGUCAGGUACUCUCAGGCCCACCUGUGGGAGGCCUUCCUGGGUCUGCUCAUUCAGGGUCUGACCAAUGAGUGGACGGAGACGAGGAACAUUGCGCGAAUCAUCGCCCACCCAAACUACGACCCCGGCACCUUCGACAACGACCUCGCCCUCAUGGAGCUGGACUCUGCGGUCACCCUGAACCAGAACAUCUGGCCCAUCUGCCUGCCCUCCCCCUCUUAUGAUGUCCCAGCAGGCCAAGAGGCCUGGAUCACCGGCUGGGGUUCCACCGCAGAAGGAGGAGAUUUGGCCAAGAUCCUGCAGAAGGCCCAGGUCCGAGUCAUCAACAGCACCGUGUGUAAGGUUCUGCUGCAGGACCAAGUCACCGACAGGAUGCUGUGCGCCGGAGUCCUGCAGGGCGGCGUGGACGCCUGUCAGACCCUGCAGGGGUUCCACACCUGGGUUUGGUCCUGGUGUAGAGUGAGGGGGUCUGCGAUCAACAUGGUCCAUCAUGACUCCAAAGUUCAGAACGUGGUGCACACAAGCCCCGCUUGA